GGCGCAGCGCGAGAGGAGAAACAGAAACAUAUGAGCUUAACACCGUAAUACUCUUAUCAUAGAAAUAGAAGCAGUCCUCAAUUCCCGCCCGCUAACUCCUAUCUCCACCGAUCCAAAUGAUCUCCUAGCCCUCACUCCCGGACAUUUCCUCAUUGGCGAUUCAUUAAUGUGCUUACGUGAUCGAGAUUUCAGAGACAUUCCAUCGAACCGACUCUCCAAAUGGCAGCAUAUCCAACAGCUUAAACAACAUUUUUGGAACCGCUGGCAUAAGGAGUAUUUGAACGAGCUAACCAACCGCAAUAAAUGGAGCAAGGGUGGACACAGCAUCCAAAAGGGCACAAUCGUCAUCCUCAGAGAGGACAACGUUCCCUCCAUGCAUUGGCCUCUGGGCCGAGUUAUCAAGGUUCAUCCAGGCGCCGAUGGUGUCAUCCGGACAGCUACAGUUCAGACGGCAAAGAGCAUUUUGGAUCGGGGCGUCAAAAGGCUUGUCCCACUGCCAAUUCAACCCGAUCUCGAGAAACCCGAACAACUAGCCACCGAGACGAAAUAAGAUGGGAACUUCAACCACACCUCCCUAGUUUGAUCGGUACCCUCUCAACGGGGGGAGAAUGUUACGCCAUGCGGCUUACCAUAGGUCAUAUUCUUAACUAUCGAUCGCGGCACUAUAAUGUCGCAGACGGAUCGUCGCGUCUGCCCGGCAAACAAACAUUGUAGUGGCAAGCGCAUGGUUCAUUAAGCAGGGCGACUUCCAGAAACGUCGACUCGUGGCCCGUAUUUUACCUCGCAUAAAAGAAUGUGGCGUGAUCCGAACGUAGUGGGGGUCGCCUUCCAGAAAAAACGAAAAAAAUCGAAAGGCGUUCAGAACUUUUCCAGAAGUCGAACCGUCAACACAUGUGGCGCUUGGCCAUGGAUCGUUGCAUUAGGUUUUCGUAAUCCCCGAAACCCAGACAAACCACUAUGGAAGUGCGGAGGUUCCCUGAUAUCGGCUAGGCAUGUUUUGACCGCAGCACAUUGUGCACAUAUGGAUGGAAUAGAAAACAUACACAAUCAUAAUAUUGCCAUUCUUAGAUUGGUGGAGGAGGUGCCAUUUUCGAGGUACGUAUAUCCCAUUUGUACGAAAGAGCUCCUGCGAAAGAGCAACUUCGUCGGCUAUAACCCCCUUGUUGCUGGAUGGGGAGCAUUAAGAUAUAGACGACCACGACGUAAUGCAUUAAUGGAAGUACAAAUGCCAGUGAUUAAGAACGCCGAAUGCAAAAUAGCUUAUUCCAAAUUUCCUAAUGCACCUGAUGUCACUGAUGGUAUAAUAUGCGCCGAACGUGCUCAGGGUGGAAAGGAUUCUUGUACGGCUGUUAAUCUAGAGGCUGGAGUACAAAGAAGUGGCACAAUGAUGUGGGCUGAUGACAUUUAUAAUUAUCAAGGAAUCACCCCUACAUUCGCUCAGAAUUUUAAUGAAACUGUCCCUUGGGAAGGAAGAACUGAUACCUUGAUAUCACGGAUAUUUAUGUUUAGUAACCAGUAAUUCAGAGAUUGGUAUUCAUGGUUACUAUAACGAGGCUGUAGAAACGCACCCUUUCUUCUUUGCAAAUGGUCCUGUAUUUAUGUCUAAGCCGAAACUGGAACCUCUGAAUAAUUUAGAUUUAUUCUUGUUAUUUUCUAAAAUACUUAUCUACAGUAUACCAUAAGGAAUGAUACCGUAUCGCACCUAAUCAAGUGCCUUAAGAAACAUCAACAGGAUAUCACAGUAAUCCCGUAUCGACUGAUAUUUGUAGCCACUACAAUAUCUAUGACACUGGUAGUAAUUAUGAGAACAAUAAUGAUGUGUUCUAUAAGAGGAAAUGAUGAUUAGGAACAAAAACUUACAGGAGAUAUCAUGCGGUGGAUGGAUAAUAUGUAAAAGAUAUUAAGCAGUAUAUGAAUUUUCAUAUUGCGUAGAGAUAACAAAAUGAAUUUUAAAAAAUGUCGACAUGGUAAUAAGAAAUAGCAUCAUGACAAAGAAUAUAUAAAGACAGUUUCAUUUUUUAUAAAUAAAAAUUUGUUGUUCCAGAUUUUGAAAUAUAGUGAAACGUUUAAUUAGUAUCUUAAUAUCUUUAAAUAAUUAUUAUUUUAGAAUCAAUUGUAAUUGUAUCAUACGUACUUUUGAAUUCGUGCAAGAACAUAUGUAAUUUUGAAGUAGUUAUUAUUAGGAAAUUGUUAGACGCGAACAGUAUGCGAAAAGUUAGUAUGCAGUGUAAUAAUUAUCAAUCAAAACACAAGAAUUAAAUUCUUGAGGAAAAAAUUUCCGGAAUUUCUUAUUUACAUGAUUAUAAAGAAAUCCAUAAUAAAAAGGAGCUGCUUUCUAA
This is a messenger RNA of Bombus huntii, 2339 nucleotides long. Its product is annotated as venom serine protease Bi-VSP-like. Gene Ontology annotation, molecular function: serine-type endopeptidase activity. The transcript is spliced from 10 exons. The record is from RefSeq and is a predicted model, not a curated record. NCBI's taxonomy places the organism in Eukaryota, Metazoa, Arthropoda, Insecta, Hymenoptera, Apidae. The coding region runs from base 794 to 1519 and encodes 241 amino acids. Gene Ontology annotation, biological process: proteolysis.